UUUGGUGUGGCGGGGUGGUGUUGUUUCGGUCGCGGUCGAUUUAUAGAAAUACUUUUUUGAAAUUAAUUAUCUUGUUAAUUCCUCAAACAUUUCAAUAUUUCAAUGUGGCAGUGCAGUACCUAAUGAUAUUCGCAAAUAGUUACUUUAUAAGUCCUAAGCUAUGAUAUUCAGUGAUUCCUGACUGCCGAUUUAUUUUUGAGUCGCCGCCACGCGUGAAGAUGGCUGGAAGCACGACGGGGGCGCUGCUAUACGCGGUGACCGCGGCCGUGCUGGGCAUGCUACAGUUCGGCUUCAACACCGGCGUCAUCAACUCCCCGCGCACCUUCAUCGAGCUCUUCAUUGCCGAGCACUACAACGCCUCCCCCAGCCUGCUCUUCGGAGUGGUAGUCAGUAUCUUCGCCAUCGGAGGCAUGAUCGGCUGCCCCCUCGCCAGCUGGCUGCAAGAAAAGCGCGGACGCAAACAAGCCCUCCUCCUCAACGCUGCUUUCGGAGUCAUCGGCGCAGUCUUCAUGGGCUUCAGCAAAACCGCCACCUCCGUUGAAAUGCUCAUCAUCGGAAGAUUCCUUAUCGGCAUCAACUGCGGAUUCGCAACCACUGCUUCGCCGACCUACGUGUCAGAAAUAGCGCCCGUCAGACUUCGCGGGGCGUUUGGAACUGUCAAUCAGUUGGCGGUCGCUUUCGGUUUGGUCGGCGGACAGAUUCUGGGAAUAGGGCCGAUACUUGGCAACAACGAAGGUUGGCCGUGGCUGCUGGGGCUGGCUAUCAUACCGUCCAUGCUCCAGUGUGUAAUGUUGCUGUUCGCGCCGGAAUCUCCGCGGUAUCUCCUUCUUGUUCGACGUGACGAGCAACAGGCCAGGGAAAUGCUCACCAAACUCCGAGGGAGUGACGACAUCGAAGACGAAAUUAACGCCAUGUAUGUCGAAGACCGCGCAGAGAAACAGGAACAGCAGUUCAGUAUUCCGGAUCUCGUCAAGAUAAAGGCCCUGCGUACCCCCCUGCUCAUCGGCGUCGUCAUGCAUUUGUCUCAGCAAUGGGGAGGUAUUAACGCUGUUCUGUACUAUUCCACAACGAUAUUCAUGGAUGCUGGACUGGAUGAAGACUCGGCGAAGUAUGCUUCGAUUGGUGUUGGUAGUAUUCUGUUUAUAAUGGCUCUCGUGUCCAUUCCCCUGAUGGACAGGUUGGGGCGCCGGACGCUGCAGUUGGGCGGCCUCGGUGGCAUGGCUGUGUUCUCAAUCCUCAUGACGGUGGCAUUGACAAACAAAGCUAACUCAACGAUGAGUAUAUUUGCCGUUAUUUUCACAUUGUUAUACGUGGCCUUCUUCGGCGUGGGGCCGAGCUCAAUUCCUUGGAUGAUUUUGUCGGAACUGUUCGGGCAAGGUGCUCGGAGCGCCGCCGUCAGUGUUGGAGCCCUGGUCAACUGGUUUGCCAACUUUAUAGUCGGUUUGACCUUCAUUCCUAUGAACGACGCUCUUGGGGACUACGUGUUCAUUCCGUUCACGAUACUUCUCGUUCUGUUCUUCAUCUUCACUUACUUCAAGUUGCCAGAGACGAAGAAUAAAACUAUUGAAGAAGUGACAGCUCUCUUUAAAUAAUAACGACAGGCAUAAGUAAGAUGCAUUCCUUAGACGUAAGCGUAACUAUUAUUGCAAUAAGCCUACACUACUAAUUGUGAUAGUAUUUUUUGUUGGAAUAUGGUUGUUCGGUGGUAGUUGAUGAAACGUGAAAUUUAUUUGAUAGGUUUUUUAAAAAUUGCACAUGAAAUCAUGGUCUAUGAAUCAUUUUAUAAGUGUAGCUAGUAAGUAAUUGAAAAUUUUUUUCAACUAUCGUCGAAUUUCUAGUUGAAUUUAUUCUAUGUAGAACAUAAUAGACAUUCUACAUUGUACUCGUCUAUCUGUUUCGCAUAAAAUUAGUAAGACUGAACACCUCACUUAUAUGAAGUUAUUCGAUAUUUGUAAUAAAAGUACUUAUUAAAUUAGUGCUAAUAAUAUUAGACGAUUUCUGUUCAACGUUUUAGAAGCAAAUUCACAUAAUUUAAGAAUUAUUAUUAUUAUCUUUAGAAUUGAACUAAUCGAAAUUUCUUAUAAAAUAACCUAACCAGAUUUCACAUUCUAGGGUUUGAGGACCAACUUUUUGAUUUCUUUACCAGUUUUCUUCAUAUUUAAGCUUAAAUAAGUUUUGUGGACUUUGUUAACUAUUUGAUAGAUUUUGUUUAUGUUUUGGUGUUUGUUUUAAUUUAUACUUCUCUACACCAGUGCCUUAGAUCUAUAGAUUUAUUUAUUUCAAUCUUCACUUGCGCCCGGUGUAAGUUUGCAAGUUAAGAACGAAUUAAAAAAUGUUUCCUAUGGAAAAUGUAUUUGUUUUUUACAUUUAUCUUUGUGAACUUAUAUUGGGUGCCCUAUAUUAUAAACUGUAUCGUAUUCAUAAUAAGAAAUUCUUAUUCUUUUUAAGAAUGAAGAUAAGUUAUGAAUAUUUAUCGAAUUUUAGAAUGUAAUUUUCGGGUUUUUUAUUUAUAAUCACAGAAUUUUGUUUAAUUGUUGAGUGAUGUACAUAAAGGAUACUAUAUGCACAUUUUAUCCUAAGUUUAUUGAUAGAUUUAUGUCAAGAUAUUCAGUUCAAACCAAAUUAUGUACCUAUUAUAAAACUGUUUUUUUUUUCAAUAAAUGGGUGAACAUCAAAAUGUGUCAAGUUUGGUGGUGAACUGUCAUAUAAUUUUUUCGUGAAAAAUUGGGGAAAUUGGGAAAAUUGGGAAUUGAAAAAUUCCUUUUUCAUGUCGGAACCGAGGAUCCUUUUGGAUCUUUUUCAUGUCGGAACCCAAUUUUUCACGAAAAAAUAAUAUGAAAUUUCGCCACCAAACUUGAAAUUUUGAGAUUCAACCAAAUGAUGUAUGGUCUGCUACCGUCCUAGUACCAACUAGUACACUUAGUGCCAACUGUAAAUCUAGAAUACAAAUAACGUGUAAAGUUAAACAGUAUGAUGAAAAUAAUACGAUAAAAUAUUGUAAAACAUACAGCGGCAUUUUUUGGAAAGAAGUAUGCGCGCAAUGCCAACAAAUAUCAAAUAGCAAUUUAGAUGAAUUGCUUCAACGUGUUUUUUUAGAGCCCCAGUUUUCAAUUUCUCAAUGAAAGACUUUCCAAUCGGCGUUCCCCAAAAACAUGAUAGAUGGCGUUGUUAAGUUUUUUCUUCGUUUAAACUUUUAAUUUCACGUAUAACAGACAUAUGCAUAUUUUAUCUUUGUUUUUGAGUAUAAAUGACGACCCUUUUUAUUACGCCAAGGUACAAUUGCAACUUCCACCCAUUAUUAUUGUGAGCAAUAUCUCU
Pectinophora gossypiella (pink bollworm) is the source of this 3318-nucleotide messenger RNA. Its product is annotated as glucose transporter type 1-like. NCBI's taxonomy places the organism in Eukaryota, Metazoa, Arthropoda, Insecta, Lepidoptera, Gelechiidae. Gene Ontology annotation, biological process: monosaccharide transmembrane transport. The record is from RefSeq and is a predicted model, not a curated record. Bases 219 to 1592 code for a protein of 457 amino acids. Gene Ontology annotation, cellular component: membrane. The transcript is spliced from 2 exons. Gene Ontology annotation, molecular function: hexose transmembrane transporter activity.